UCCGCCUAACGCACUCUCUCCCUCCCUCUUCCGUUGCUGUAGGUUUCCGCUGGGAAAGCUGCUGACUAGGGACGUACGUUUCCGCUGGGAAAGCUGCUAACUAGGGACGCCGAUCGCAGACGCUGACCGGAGACGUCGAGCAGAGCCACCGCUAGGUUGCCGCCGACGUCCUCUUCUCCUUUUGCCGUCGCGCGCUAUCCAUCCGUCGAGCCAGGGAGUGCAGCAGCAGUUCUUCUUCCUCGAUUAAGUUUCGAAUUCGUCAAAUUUCGAGGUGAUUUGUGGUUUCUAUACCUUCUGUUAGCGUUAAUUCGUAGAUUAGAACUUCCUUAGCGUAUAAUCUUUCGACUUGAAUGAGAAUUGUGAAUGUUGUGUUGAAAUUAUGAAAUUUGUGUUGGGGCUGUUUUCCGUCAUCUCCUCCGGCGACCGCCGGCAACGGCGGUGGCGAGCCGGGGCGGCUACCGGCGGGGGUGCUGGGGUUGUUCCGGCGACGAUGGGGACUGCUCCGGCGGGGGCAGCGGGCCCGAGGAUUGAUUCCUUAGUCUCGAUUCCGCACAGGUAUAUUUUCACUCAGCGUUUUGCUGAGCGUGUAGUCGUUGUUGUUUGACUGCACGCAGGUAGGAACACAAAUUUGGAUGUGCAACCCGGAUGGCAGUGAAGUGGUGGUGUGGCGUGGAUGGCUCUUGUUUACUUUAAUAAUUAAACUACAUUAUUUAAUUUGAUUAUAUGGACUGGUGGACGUUACCUUGGUUUUCGUAUGCUUCCGCGACGUUUGGAUUUAUUUAAUUAUUCUGAUGAAUUUGGGUUUAGUUAAAACUCUACAGACGAAUUUUAUAAUUGAUUUAAUUGUUAUUUUAGAAAAGAAAAUUUAUGCUUGCGAAUAUCAACUUAGUGACAACCCGAUCCGCUAACCCGUUGACUAAUCCGCUCCAAAUAAACAUUUGGGAUUGUUUUUUGGGUCAAAUAGCAGGAUCGGUCCAAGUCCGGUCCGAUAUUUAUUGGGAG
This is a messenger RNA of Cuscuta campestris, 1002 nucleotides long. The record is from the annotation of a GenBank genome assembly. Lineage: Eukaryota; Viridiplantae; Streptophyta; Magnoliopsida; Solanales; Convolvulaceae.